AUGUAGAUGGUUAAUGUCUAUCGAGUACAUCCACAUUCUUGCUUCCUCUACCUGGGCAGUAUCCUGGUUGAUGAAUAUGGAAUGGAAGAAGGCUGUCGACAGGGACUUCUGGACAUGGUGCAGGCCUUGUGCAUGCCAACAUUUCAACUGCUCGAACAGCCAAAUGGCCUUCGGGAUCACCCAGACACAGUGGAUGAUCUUUUCCGUCUAGCAACCAGAUUUAUUCAGCGGAGCCCGACCACACUUUUACAGAGUCAGAUCAUCAUUCACAUCCUGAACUGUGCCAUUGCAGCUGUCAUUCUUGACCACCGGGAUGCCAACUGCAGUAUCAUGAAGUUCUUGAGGGAUCUUAUCCACACGGGUGUUGCCAAAGAUCACGAGGAUGACUUUGAACUGCGAAAGGAACUAAUCAAACAGGUGAUGACCCAACAUGGUCAACAACUAGUCAAUCAACUGCUCCAGGCUGUGUGCUUCUGCCUUCCCCCGUAUACCUUGCCGGAUCUAGCAGAGGUUAUAUGGGAAAUCAUGCAAAUCGACAGAGCGACCUUUUGCCGAUGGUUGGAAGCUUCACUCAAGUCAUUACCUAAAGAGACAGCAGGGGGUGCUAUCACAGUAACACACAAGCAGCUGACUGACUUCCACAAGCAAGUCACCAGUGCUGAUGAAUGUAAGAAAGUUUGCUGGGCUUUGAGAGAUUUCACACGCCUCUUCCGAUAGCUGUGUUCACAAAUCCAUGACUUGCAUCAGUCUCCCAGAGGACUGUGUCUCAAAAAAAAAGACCGGAAAUGCAAAUCAAUAUGAACCCAAAAUGCCAUGGCCGGUUCCCAGCGAGAGCAAACGGGGCAAAAAAUCACAAGCAGAGGUCUGUAGGCUGGGAGAAAAGUGCCAAACUCCCUACUGCAUAACGCCACAUGGGUGCAGCCUCCCUGGCAUUGUGCAUCAGGGCAUGCAGAAAUGGGGUAGUCCAGGAUUUUUUGCCCCCCUCCCAGCUUCAAGAUGGCUUCAGCAGGGGAUCAACAGCAUGCCAAAAUGACAGGUGGUGGAAAUUAUGUUGCCUCAAGCUUGUAUGUAAAAGGAGGAUCUAGAAUAAACCAGCUUUUAAAUCA
Molecule: messenger RNA, 1106 nt
Organism: Rhincodon typus (whale shark)
Lineage: Eukaryota; Metazoa; Chordata; Chondrichthyes; Orectolobiformes; Rhincodontidae
Product: transportin-3-like
Exons: 7
Coding region: 7-717 (236 amino acids)
Biological process (GO): protein import into nucleus
Cellular component (GO): nuclear membrane; cytoplasm
Source: RefSeq, a predicted model, not a curated record